AUGUUAACGAAGAUGUCUUCGCGCUCCCCCGACGGUGCCGUAUAUUUCCUCAACAACGACCCCGAUGAUGUUAUGAUCAUCACCGCGAGCAUUGACCGAAGUGGCUCUCUGAGGUUGGAUCGUGCCGUCGCUGCUGGUGGCCGUGGGCUUCACGGGAAUAGCACGAAUGGCAUGAUGGGGAACGAUCCUCUCUUCUCCCAAGGCGCUAUUGAUGUCUCAAUCAAGAAGAACGUGCUCGGGAACGUGAAUCCUGGCUCCAACACUGUGUCCCUCUUCCACAUCGAUCCGCGCAAGCCGACGAACAUCACCCCUAUCGGCUACCCCGUCUCAAGCGAGGGCGAGUUCCCCAUCUCCGUCGCGUUCAACAGCGACGGCUCCCGCCUCUGCGUCCUGAACGGCGGGGCCGUCGACGGCGUCCACUGCUACACUGUCGAUACCCAGAAGGGCCUCCUCCCGCUCCCGAACACGCUCCGCCCCAUCGGCAUCAACCAGACGACGCCCGCGUUCGCCGGCGCGACGCUCUCGCACGUCCUCUUCUCCGCGGACGACAGGACGCUCUUCGCGUCCUACAAGGGCCUCGACGCGAGCCGGCCCGGGUUCGUCGCCGCGUGGGCCGUCGCCGCGGACGGCGCGCUCUCCGCGCGCUACAGGACGAUCCCGCUCCCGAACGGCGGCGUCGUCGGGUUCGGGAUGGCGACCGUGCGCGGGCGGGACGCGCUCGUCGUCACCGACCCCGGCGUGGGCGUGCACGUGCUCGACCUCUCGGGCGCGAACCGCAGCUCGCUCGUCGCGCCCCCGGGGGAGACGGCGUCGUGCUGGGCGGCGUACUCGGAGCUCACGGGCUCGUACUACGCGACGGACGCGGGCGCGGCGGUCGUCCACGAGAUCGCGGUCGACGGCGACCUGAACGCGAAGGUCAUCGGCAACUUCAACCUCACCGCCAUGGCGGGCCCGCUUGACUCGCAGACUGCUGUUGUCCGCAACAAGGCUUACCUGUAUGUGCUCGCUCCCGGUGCCGGUGCCGUCGAGGUCCUUGCCCUUGAGGGUGUUGGUAAGGCCAAGCUCAUGCGUUCUGUGGACAUCAUCGGCACUGCUCAAGCCGCCGGCUUGACUAUCCAGAAAUUCAACCUCCAGGGCAUGGCCACUUAUUACACGGCUGCUAACUAG
This is a messenger RNA of Epithele typhae, 1167 nucleotides long. RefSeq lists its product as uncharacterized. The transcript is spliced from 6 exons. NCBI's taxonomy places the organism in Eukaryota, Fungi, Basidiomycota, Agaricomycetes, Polyporales, Epitheliaceae. The record is from RefSeq and is a predicted model, not a curated record. Gene Ontology annotation, molecular function: protein binding. Bases 1 to 1167 code for a protein of 388 amino acids.